This is a messenger RNA of Physcomitrium patens, 1059 nucleotides long. RefSeq lists its product as uncharacterized. The record is from RefSeq and is a predicted model, not a curated record. NCBI's taxonomy places the organism in Eukaryota, Viridiplantae, Streptophyta, Bryopsida, Funariales, Funariaceae. Gene Ontology annotation, molecular function: zinc ion binding. Gene Ontology annotation, biological process: lipid metabolic process.
UAUGAUGGCAACUCCGAGUCGUCUGAUACUGAACUUGCUUCCCAGAGCGUGGGUCCUCCUACUGUGCGCCAAGCUUUCUUUUGCGAGGUGUGCAAGAUGAAACCCACAGUCGGUCCACGUUACAAAUCCAACAAGGAAGAGAACUACUUGUGUCAGAAAUGCUUCCUAGAGCAUGGAAGUAGCCAAGUUUAUAGUAAGAUUGACAAACCACUUAGGAAGUCGGAACCGGAGCGAGGACGCCUACACCCAGGUGGCUACGAUGAUGCCGAGUCCUCCGAGUCUAAACCUGAACUCUCUUUUUCUGAAGAGGGUUGUUCAAAUUUUCCUGCUGUGCCAUAUCGAGGAGUUUCGCUGAAAGAUUACACGAAGAUUGACAAGCCACUGGAGAGCAGUUCGAGCAGUUCGAGCAGCUCGGCAACGGAAGGUGACAUAUACAUCACGGGACACUCGCUGGGCGCCGCGCUAGCGCUGCUAAUCGGGAAAACGCUGGCGGCCGAGGAGAACCAGCGGUACCACGUUCACUGCUUCAAUCCGCCGUUCUGGACGAUCGUGCUGCUGAUUACGGAGGGGAUACGUCUAGACAAAGUGAGAGACAAAGCGAAAGAGGUGCUGGGGGAAUAUUCGCUGGAGCGUCUCAUUAAGGCGGCCCCCCACAUGAUGAACUUGAUGAAGUUGACAUUGGCGGCAAUAUAUUAUGGGGAACAGUUGGUGGAGGAGAUAAAGCAUUUCAAGGACUUAAUCGAUUGGGUGCCAGUGUUGUACAUCAAUAAGCAUGAUUCCAUUUGCUGCAAGCUCCCGAAGCAUUAUAAGCAGAAGCAAAAACUAAAUGAGGGAUUUGAAGUCCGCUCGCAAGCUUUGAUUUCGAAAGUUUUCGGACACGAGGCUUUGUUUUCGCCGCUGGUGCCGUCCGUCGACAUGCGCAUUAGCAAGCAGCCGAACAAGCCCCACGAUCUCAAAAAUUGGUAUCGGGAGCCUGCCAUCGACAAGUGUCGGCGGUAUCGAUUGCUCUCCGGCGUUUCUUACACAACCUAAUAUGUGGAUGUAUGACUGUGAUUUAGC